Drosophila erecta is the source of this 2732-nucleotide messenger RNA. RefSeq lists its product as uncharacterized. NCBI's taxonomy places the organism in Eukaryota, Metazoa, Arthropoda, Insecta, Diptera, Drosophilidae. The transcript has 3 exons. The coding region runs from base 880 to 2622 and encodes 580 amino acids. The record is from RefSeq and is a predicted model, not a curated record.
UCUUGGCCACUUGGCUGCACUCAUCGCCAGUCUCACAGAAGCGCUCAAAGCGUUCGGUCAGCUCAGCCAAGCGGAGGAGUUCCAACCAGUCCAUUCAAAAAAGAGAAAAAUACGCAAAAUAAGAAAGAAAACACAGCGAAGAAAAGGCGACUUGGAGUGACUUUCGUGCUGGAGAAAGGCCUAGACCCACGGCACAUAAGCACUUCUGAUUAUUUUGAUUUUUGCAAGCCAGGCUGAGCUAUUUCAAGCCAAAACGGCCACAUUUCACCGAUCAUUAUGCGCUGACAUUGAUUCUUGGAGCCAACGUGCAUUGUCAUCGGUGGUUCAGGGCUAUCGGGAUUGCCAGUUGGUGGACCCAAAAAACCAGUUGAAGGGCAACGAGACCAGCUGAACGCGGAGAGAAACUCGGCGCUAAUGCGUCCACGUGCAUAAGUCACUCAAACUCAUUGAGUCUUUUCCUCCUACUGUUUGGCCAACGAAACUGGGUCGAGAACGAGACUUGGCCACAUGCUGCUCAAACUGUGGGUGCGCGGAAGUGUUAAGUUGGUUAGAUAAAUGACAUUGCAUCACAUAAACAGCCACAUAAAGUCACCAUAAAUGCGCUAACUAACCACAAUAAACGAAAAAUGUGUAAGAAACCCAUGGGUAAAAUUGGCAAACGUUCGAGCUGUGUGAAAAUAAUAACAACGCGGUCCAGUCGAUAACACAAAAGCCACGCUUUGUUCGCGAAUCGUGGGUAAAAACCAAAAAUCAAACAACACAGCCAGCCAAUAAAUAAACACUAAGCAAGCCCGGCUGCAACAAAAAUAAAUAAGAAAAUAAGCUAAAGUUAUAUAUACGAGUAUAUACACGAAAAUCAUAGUGGGCAACACUCGCAAAAUGUCCAAGCAGUUGAAAACAAAUUCACUUUCGUUGCUGCAUUGCAUUUCGUUGCUAUUUUGUGUGGCAGCGCUGCAGGCGCAGCAAAUAAUGCAGCAGCAGCAACUGCCAGUUGGUGUUGCAGCGACGACAGCAGCAACAUCGCCUGCCAGCAGCAGCAUGAGACUCUCGAACGCAACUUCAGAUGGUGUCGCCGCCACUUUCAUCGACAGCACCAGCAGCAGUGCCAGCAGAAAUAACCACAUGGUCCAAAACAAUGAAAAUCCCGCCUCCUUUGACCAGCAGACACUGCAGCAGCAGCAGCAGCAGCAGCAGCAGCAGCAGAAACCACCAGCUACUGUGCAAUAUGCACAUAUAUCGCCAUUAGAUAAAGAAGUAGUCGAGCGCCUGAUCAAACAGUGGGCACCGAUCGUCUGGCUGGCGCCGGAGGAGAAAUUCAUGCCGCUUGGCGUGGAGGAGUUUCUGCAGUAUGUUCAUCCGAUGGACAAGGAUAGCAGCUUCCGCCCAGGAGUUCCGUUCAGGGAAUAUUCAACGAAAUCCCACCUGGUCACGAACAAUGAAAUCCAGGAGCUUCUGGGCAACGAUCAAUCCUUUCUGUACGGACGGAAUCCCAAUGAGAAAGCGGUGCCCAUCUAUGGAGUGGUCAACUUGUGUCCAUCGACGAGGGCACCGGUAGUGCCGGUGGUGACCACCCCGCCACCCACUACCACACGUGGUGUUUACAUUCCCGUGUCCAUUGAUCCGCUGGAGGAACGCAACGACACUGUUCGGAGAUCGUCCAGACUGUUUCCUCUCUUCCAGCGAGUUAAACGAGAGGCACCAACCGCUCCCAAGUACAAUCCCCUCAACGAGUACGAGGAACUUGUAAUGGAAGCCACCCAGAAGCCCAACGUACAGCAGGAUUCCGAGCUAGAGCCGGAGAACGGAGUACCAGUGAACAAUUUCAUUGCCAACUUGGCGGACAAUGUCAAGUUCAGCGGUGGCACAGAUCCCGAUGACAAUCUGGAGGAGAACAGUAUUGGCCAGGCCCCCGAAAAGGAGGCGAAUACUGGAAAGGGCAAGCUGCCGGGCUUCCAUGUAACAUACUGGAUGUUUUAUCCGUACAGCCAGGGUAAGACCAUGUGCACGGUGAGCUUGGGUCCUCUUGGAAGGAUUCCCUUCCCUGCUGUGUAUGGAUAUUGUCUGGGCAAUCGUAAGGAUAUCGGCAGCCAUGUGGGCGAUUGGGAGCACAUGAGCCUCUAUUUUAACGGCGAUGCCGAGCCACAGGCCAUGUAUGUGUCCGCCCACGAUGCGGGUGCCUAUUACAGCUAUAGCCGGUUGACGGGAUCCUUUGAGUUCCGGCGCCAGGAGACGCGCAAGGGUAUCCUGCAGCGCCCAAACUUUCCCAAGACGGUGACAACCUUCAAGAACCAUCCAGUUCUAUUUGCCGCCAAGGGUUCACAUGGUCUAUGGACCGCGCCAGGAAAGCAUCGCUUUGUGAAAGUGGCGCGCCUGUAUGAUAUUAAUGGAUUUGGAACGCCGUGGAACACUUGGAAGGCCGUGGAUAUAAGCUACGAGAACCUAAGAUCCUAUGGUCGGUCGCUGGUGCCCGAUUGGCUCACAUAUCGCGGCAAAUGGGGUAAUCCCAAGAGCAAUUGUCACCCCUUCCGGCGGAUCGGUUUGAAUUUCUGUGAGUUUACGGAUGGACCCACGGGAAUUCCACUCAAGGAACCCCACUUUCAAUGCGGUGCUGAUUAUCGCUAGCGACGCAGUCGGUAAAUAGGUCUCUUGCCUAGGCUAAUGUAAUGUAUACAAAAGUAUUUAUUGUGAAAACCACCCAAAAAGAUCCCAUAAAGAUUAAAAAUGAAUAGAAA